Peniophora sp. CBMAI 1063 is the source of this 2991-nucleotide messenger RNA. NCBI's taxonomy places the organism in Eukaryota, Fungi, Basidiomycota, Agaricomycetes, Russulales, Peniophoraceae. The record is from the annotation of a GenBank genome assembly.
AUGCAUCUUCCGUUCACUCCAAACCAUAUACUUCUAAUAGACGCCUGUUACCCGCCGCCCGCCGCCCUCUCCACAUCACCAAACUCUCAGGAGCUUUCGCGCCUGACGUACUAUGCCGCCAAUAAGUCUGGGAAGCUCACCAAGCUGGGCGCGGAGAUGGAGAAGCGGAUAAAGGCGGAGAGCAAGAGAGCACAGGCUAAUAACGCGCGCUCGAGAGCUUCCCUGCUCGUUUCCCUCCAGAUACUGCGCGCACUGGCUACGGAAUGCCGAAGAGAUCUUUCGCUCUUAACACCCUCCCUCUUGGCCUCCGUGGAUGCGACGCUGCAAGCCCUGCCGGCUGACCUGGAGAUCUGCGCAAAGGCAGCCACCCUCUUUACAACAUGGACCACCUACACAGAUGGCCGCCUCAUUGGAGUCGAUCAGGCAGCGACGAAGGCGUACAUGUCGACUCUCGAGAAGUUCUCAAAGAUGAGCACUCAGGAGGGCAAGUCGGCCGAUCACGAAUUCCGCAACAGAACGCGUUUGGUCGGUCUCGCUGUCGUAUCAGGCGUCGUCAACUCCGAGGCGUUGUAUACGUCCAAUACCCUCCGGCAACAAGUCCCAGUCUUCGUACCGGCACUACUGACGAACAUCCUUGAGUCUAAGCUGGAUACACUACACACUCAGGCAAAAGCCAGAGAUAGUGGCACUGCAUCCCCUUACCUCGAGGAGUUCCGCGCCCGACCACCGAAUGAGAGACGAGCUGCAUCCAUCCACGUUCAUAAAGACGGGGAGCGCGGACCAUCCUCAACAGAUCUGGUCGAUGCCUCCAUGGGUGCUCUACAGGCCCUGUUCGCGCAGUCCACGGGCUCGCACAUCACGCACGUCAUACAAGCCGUAUUGAACGGUAUCGACGAGCGGCAGGCUUGGAUCAAGGAGAAGCAUUGCUGUUGGCUGGCUACGAAGGCGACUGAGUGGUCGCAAUACCAAUACCGCUACGCUAUCCCGACGAAGCUCAUCGAACGUCUUGUGGAAGAUCAAGACACUUCAAAUGUCGCCAACAUCCACACCUCCCUCGCCGCCAUGAUCACCGCGGUCUUCACUUCGUCCCUUCACCUCAUCAACUUAUCUACAUCGGACUGCAUCUCCAACCUGUUAGCGCUCGUGCUGCGGCGAGUGGCCGUGAGUUCCGACGACAAGUUACUUCCAGCUCUAGCCAGCUGCAUCGCGUCGCUCGGCUCGCAUAUCUACUAUUCGGACCAAAUCCAGGACCUGGCUUCCGAGGUCAUCAGUCGGCUCUUGACGGUGGACUCGAAUGGUGUACCUGGUCGAGAAGAUGGUUCCGACGACGAUGGCCGCCAUCCAGCAAUACGAUACCUCCUUUCCAGUCUUGUCGGGCUCAUCUUGGCGCCCGGUCGGCAGGAGAUCGCUCUGGAGACCGCGAGCGCGGCCGCAAGCAGCCCCAGAUCGCUGCGGUUAGCGGAUGGGUUGCCACACGAAGGGCCAGCGCGAGUGUCCAAGCGCGCGAAGGUAUCACCGGAGACGUGGCAGGAUACCUUGCACCUCCUGUGUAGCGAGGACUAUAGCGUGCGAUCCGAUUAUGCAUAUGCACUUGCAUUCUUCGUAGAGUCUGAGAUGACCAAACGGGGCGAAUUCACUGACGCGGAGGGAAACAAGCGCUUACGACCGCUCGCCGAUGGGCCACUAAAGCAGAUGCAGGACGUCAUGUGGAUCCUGGGACGCGAUGAGAACUCCCGCUUCCUCCAGGCCAUGCACGUCUACCUUUUCAUCCUGGCGACUGCUACCUCCUUUCACGUGUCCUUCACCCCCGACGCCCCAAAGGCACUCUCCGAAGAGCCUACCUCUCUGCCCUCCGAGAUCAAUGUCAUCCCCGCGACACCCACUGAGCCGACUCCGCAAGCGAGCGAGCGCGAUCCCUCCACACAUGGUCGGCCGUCACUGUCCGUAUCCAUGAACAUGCGUACGAAGAGGGCAUCAACUGCGAAGAGAAUGCUGCAGCACCUGCCGUCAAAGUGGUCGGUCAAGCACAGGCCUAUCGCUACAGCAUCAGAUUACCGCAACAUGCUCGAUCUUCUCACGACGGAAUACGAGCAUAUACCGGUCAAGGGUCUACUUGCUGGUGUGCCAUUCCUUGUCGCCCUCGACACCUUCAUUCAGGGUGUCAGUGAGCCGGAGUUUCAGGGACAUGUUGCUUGUGUGCGGGAGGUCAUUACGAGGACGUGGUGGGUGAUCGGAAGGGUAUGGGAGUGCCAGGAGCUGGUCAACUUGGCAGAGCGCGCUCUUUCGACAAUUCCGGGAACCACUCUUCUACCCCCCACGAGCGUCAAGAAGUCAGAGACGGGUCAUCUGCUUACCAAGGACAAGCCUGUGACCAUCCCAACAGAAGGUGGCGGCUGGUUUGGUGUAGAUCCGUCAGCAGCUAUCGAUGCGCUUGUGGCGAAUGACCUACUCGACAAGCUGGGUUUCAAGCGUGAAGUGGUAGAAGAACGUUUGAGGGUUCAAUGGACACCCGAAGCAGCGUGGGCAGAUUCCACCGAAACCCAAUCAGGGCUCGACCCGCUACGCGGCGACGGCGCGUCCAGCAGGUUGAGACUCGCACCAGGGCUCAUGCACAUUGAGAACCUCUCACUGCAGAGCCUCGCACGUUCUGGGCAGGCUGUUGGCGUGAACGACCUGCGCGACGCGCUUCAAGGCCGGGCAAGUAUGUCAAACCCGACGCUUGCAGGCCCGCGCGCCCCGUCGGUCUCUACGCUCGACCAUGCCUCUUCAGCACAUCAUGGGGAUGCCAUGUAUAAGCUCUCGCCAUCUCGCUCGCGUCCGGAUAAACCGAGGAUACGCGGUGAUCCAACCGAGGUGCGCGACAUGCUGAAUAAGCUACGCAUUGGAAAGGCCGGCGCCGCGAACGGGAGUGGGCUUCUCAAGUCCUCGUUCCCAUUGGCACAGAAGUCCCCUAUCAAGCCUCCCGCAUUUGUUCCGCCGUACAAGUCAUAA